Molecule: messenger RNA, 2067 nt
Organism: Pseudozyma flocculosa PF-1
Lineage: Eukaryota; Fungi; Basidiomycota; Ustilaginomycetes; Ustilaginales; Ustilaginaceae
Exons: 3
Coding region: 1-2067 (688 amino acids)
Biological process (GO): transmembrane transport
Cellular component (GO): membrane
Molecular function (GO): transmembrane transporter activity
Source: RefSeq, a predicted model, not a curated record
AUGCCUCCAUCUCACUCGCCAUCGCAGGAAGCCCUCCGUUCCUCGUUCAACCAGCACGCCUCCUACCAGUCCCACGAAUCCACCCCUCGCCAGUCGGUCGCAGACCUCGCGCAUCCCUCGUCGUCAUCCUCGGCCGCCGCAGCCGCCCGCAACUCGGCGUAUACCCACCGCUCCACGGCGACGACGACGACGACGACGACCGACUCGGAGGACAGCGACUUUGACGUCGCAGACGACCACCAGCCCUUCCUGGGCAGUCAACGCAGCGAUCCGUCCUCUUCCGCAUCGCGCACCGGCAAGGCAAAGGCAAAGUCCCUCUCCCGCCCCUCUUCCUCGUCCCGCCCCACGUCGCUCAACAAGCGCUCCAGCACGACAUCCAUCAAGAUGCAGCGCACCGCCUCGUACAAGUCCCAAAAGGACAGCACAGAGGGCGCCGCCGCCGCCAAUGCCGAAGUCGACGGCGACGGCCCGCGCACCACGGUCCGGCGCGUCGGAUCGCGCGCCAGCGUCGAGGGCGAGCUCACCUUUGACGACAUCUUUGACCCGUCCAAGACGCUCGCCGAGAACAAGAGCCUGAUGAUCAGCGCCGAGAUGGACCGGAUGGGGAUGAAGCGGUACGCCUGGUGCAUCUGGUUCCUCUGCGGCUGCGGCUACUUUAUCGACCUCCUCUGGGCCCAGGCGCUCGGCCUCAUCGCCACCCAGAUCAGCUACGAGUUCUAUGACGAGACAAACGGCGGCAAGACGGGCCCGCUCCAGACCGCCUUCAGCACCGGUCUCACCGUCGGCGCCUUUGUCUUUGGCCUGGCCGUCGACGUCGUCGGGCGCAAGUGGUCCUUCUACCUGACCACGUUCAUCUCGGCCAUCUUUGGCAUCGCCGCCGGCGGCGCCAACUCGUUCGACACCCUGUGCGUCCUGGCGGCUUUCCUGGGCUUCUCGAUCGGCGGCAACAUCCCCAUCGACGCCACCAUCACCCUCGAGUUUCUGCCGACCAAUCGCCGCUUCCUCGUGGCCGCCCUGAGCCUGUUCCAGCCGCUCGGCGUGCUCGUCUGCUCGGGCAUCGCCUACGGCUUCAUCCCCAAGUACUCGUGCGAGUCCCAGGAGGGCUGCACCAAGGCCGACAACAUGGGCUGGCGCUACACGCUCUACACGCUGGGCUGCAUCACCUGGCUCAUCUUUGUCGGGCGCUUCUUCAUCUUUAGCUUCCGCGAGUCGCCCCAGUACCUGCUGGCGCGCGGCGAGGACGAAAAGGCGCUGCGCAUCGUCUCCUCGAUCGCCAAGACCAACAAGGCGCCGCCGCCGCUCUUUACCCUCGACGACUUCAACGAGGCUGCGCGCAGGCUCGGCGUCGAGCAGGUCGACGGCGAGGCCGUCAAGGCGGCCCGCAAAAAGGAGACGCGCAUGGAGACGGCCAAGCGGUCGGCCAAGGACAUGUUCAAGCUGUUUACCAACGCCAAGACGCUCUUUGCCAACAAGACCAUGGCCCGCGUGACAAUCAUCAUCUGGAUCACCUUCAUUGCCGACUUCUGGGGCUUCACGCUGGCCGGCUUCUACCUGCCGCAGAUCCUGCGGGCCAAGGGCGCCGAGCAGGACACGUCGAUCUCGACGACGUACCGCAACUACGUGCUCAUCUACUUCCCGGGCAUAUUUGCCGUUGCGUUCGGCGCCGCCAUGAUCGAGGUGCCUAGGCUGGGCCGGCAGUGGGCCAUGGUCGUAUCGUCGGCCCUGAUGGCCGUCAGCUUCUUCCUCUUCACCAUCGUCAACUCCCAGGCGGCGUCUGUCGGCUUCAACGCAAUGGAGUACUUUUUCCAGUCCCUCUUCAACUCGAUCCUCUACGCCUUUGUCCCGGAAAUCUACCCUUCCCAGGUGCGCGGGACGGCAUCGGGCCUGGCGUCGACGCUGGGCCGCAUCGCGGGCAUCGUUGCACCGCUGGCCGCCGACUCGUUUGACGCUUCCGACCCCGAGCAGCAGGCCAAGAAUAUCCUCUACCUCGCGGGCGGCAUCACGCUCCUCUGCCCCGUCGCUCUUGCCCUCUUGCCAUACGACACCAGGGGAGCCCGCCUGCACUAG